Molecule: messenger RNA, 3054 nt
Organism: Lodderomyces beijingensis
Lineage: Eukaryota; Fungi; Ascomycota; Pichiomycetes; Serinales; Debaryomycetaceae
Source: the annotation of a GenBank genome assembly
AUGUCUAUCAACGUUGCCAUUCCAACGCCAGUAGAAGUGACGUCCUUCCCCUACUCUUAUGAUGCUACUCCACAACAGAGUCGAUCUGUCUCCGCUGUCAAUAAUUCAAAGCUCAACGACGCUAUUGUGUCAACACCACGCUCAAUGGCCGAUCAAGCCAUCAUCAGCCCAAAAGUUGCCGCUCCAGCGUCAGCGCCAGCACCAACGCCAGCCACAUCUUCAUCGUCAGCGUCAGUGUCAGCGUUGGCCUCGAAAUCAAGCGCCCAAAUGCAAGCAAGCUCGGCCAAAAGGGUCCAUCGAGAAGUACGGUUUGGAUCGUACAUUUUAGGGUCUACCUUGGGCGAAGGGGAAUUUGGCAAGGUGAAACUAGGGUGGAGAAAAGAUGGGAAACAUCCGAGCCAAGUGGCAAUCAAACUCAUCAAGAGAUCAACUAUUGUCAAGGACUCCGAUUCGGAAAUCAAAAUACACAGAGAGAUCAACUCUUUAAAGCUUUUGAACCACCCAAACAUUGUCAAUUUGGUUGAAGUGAUGAAGAGCGGGAAAUAUGUUGGCAUCGUUCUAGAAUACGCCUCCGGAGGUGAGUUGUUCGACUACAUUCUACAACACAAGUACUUGAAAGAGCCCGCUGCCAAAAAAAUCUUUGCUCAGUUGGUCAGCGGGGUCGACUACAUGCAUUCCAAGGGGUUGAUUCACCGCGAUUUGAAAUUGGAAAACUUGCUACUUGACAAGCACAAGAAUGUCAUCAUAACUGACUUUGGGUUUGUCAACUCUUACAAUAGAGAACGCAAUGACUUGAUGAAGACAAGUUGUGGGUCGCCUUGCUACGCGGCUCCCGAGUUGGUCUUGACCCAGGCCCCGUACGAAGGACGAAAAGUUGACAUUUGGUCAUUGGGAGUCAUCUUGUAUGCAAUGUUAUCUGGUUAUUUGCCCUUUGACGAUGAUCCAGAUAACGCCGACGGCUCGGAUAUCAUCAAACUAUAUCACUACAUUUGCAGGACUCCAUUGACUUUUCCCGAGUAUGUUAGCCCUUUGGCUCGUGACUUGCUUCGGAAAAUCAUUGUAUCAGAUCCAAAGAACAGGAUCGAUAUCAACAAAAUCAGGAACCAUCCAUUCUUAACACAAUACUCGUCACUUUUGUCGAUAAGGCAACCUGAAUGGGACAGAAUUCACCAAGAGAGACAAAUCCCUGCUGCACUUUCGGAACAGCAAUCGCAAAUGCCUGCUUAUAACAAGAGAUUCUCGAUGAUCAAUGCGCCUACAAACUCGUCUUCGUUGAUUUCGUCGCCCAUGCAGCACCACAAUUCCCACCACAUUAACCAAUUACAGCCCCAUUUCCAAAUGCAAUUACAAAAUAUGGAACAGAGUAUGCCCGUUACAGCUCACUCGAGAUCGCAUUCCUCCACUAGCAUUAGUCUCCUUUACGCAUCUCCAUCAAUGUCAAACAGUGCUACUCCAAAGUUGGAAGACUCGACCGAUUCUCUAGCGUUGUCCAAGACACCUUCGCCCAAGAAACCUUCGUCCGUGUCGCCAACUAGAGGGCACCAGAAAGCUGCUUCCUUGUCGCAUCCAUUUUCUCCAGCAAGCUAUGCUUUGAAAGCUGUUGUCAACGAUGACAUGUUGCACAGACCAGCCGCAACCAUCAUCACCAGCAACAAUAACAGCAGCAGCAACAACAACAACAACAUUCACAGUAACAUCAACUAUGGUCUGGGUAUGAUAUCCACCAUAAUUGAAAGCCCCACCAAGCAAACACAACUCCCGCUCUCGACACCACAACCACCACCAAUUAAAGAGUUUUCAAAACUACCACAUUCGGCAAAAAAGCCUCGACCAACGUCAUAUCAUCCAUCCUCAAUGUCUUCGUCAAUGAUGAGCAAUGGCGGUGGCGGGAACUAUAAGGAUGUAUUGAAAUACCCAGCUGCAGCAAACUACAUGACGCAAUACCUUUCUACAUCACCAAUUAAACAAACAGAGGUUUCCAGUAACGAGUUUAACUCCAGGAGACCCGACCUUUCAACCAGGCAAAAUUCAGAAGUAUCUCAUGUUCACGUUAAUGGCGUGUUGAGUAAUGAAAACAAAGCAGACUCGCCAGACCUCAAGCGCAACUCUGUGUUGAGCUACUUGGAAGAUAGGAUGGAAGCCUUGGAGUUGAGUGAGUCGCAUUCUCCGACAAAAGCAGUCUUUGAGAGCACUGUCUCGUCAACAGUUCCAUCCAAACUUGACCUUCAGCAGAGCAAGGAAAAUGCAACUGAAACUGAAACUGAAACUGCAGUUGUAGAUGCAGGUGCAGUUGCCGCUGAAGAGGGCGAGCAGGAGAAAGUGGAUCCAAGCCGGGUGGAUCUGGAUGAGAAGCAAAGUAAUGAAAACACACAGCAAAGCGACGAGAAGCACGUUUCCGAAACAAGGCUGGUCAUUGAUCCAGUACAAGCAUCGAAAGAAGAGACCGCCAACAAGAAAGUUGAAAGCACUGCAACUAGUAAUGAUUCGCCCAUUUUGACUGCUCUCAAGCAAACGAGGGCAGAGGAUGUAAACAAGAAGCAUAGUCACACAGUUCGAAAAGCAGAGCAGCAUUUGCAUUCUUCAUCGGGUGAUGAAAACAAGGAAAACAGAGAAAACAGAGAAAAUAGAGAAAAUAGAGAAAACAGGGAAAACAAAAAGAAGAACCGAUUCAGCUUGUUGUCGUUCUACAGCCCCUACAAUUCUUCUUCGUCGAAUGUCUCAAUGCCUCCGGCGAAAGAUGUUGCAAUCACAAAUCAGCAGCAAGUAGGUGGCGCCACAGUUUCAACCACAUCGGUCAAAACAGGUAGAAAAGUAUCAGAUAAACCACAGCAUCAUCAAGAUGCAACUAGCAAUAUUUUGAAAAAGUCAGAUCAUAAAAGAUUGAAUUCCAAUUCCACUCUCGCUUCGAAAAGACAAUCCAUCGCCGCUGUUGCCUCAAGCUCGACUGCCGCUUCCUCCACCACAACAGCGGCAUCUUCCAGCUCGGGCAAAGAAUCCAGCGCAGCCAGAAAAGUCAUGGAUUUCUUCAAAAGACGCAGCGUCAGAGUGGGAUGA